AUCAUCAGCCUGACAAAGAAAGAAUUAUAUCUAAGACAUUUGAUCCAAGUAUUGUCAAUCAGGCAGAAAUGGUGACACCUGAUUAUCUCUGUCGCCCCUUCAAUAGGUGUCCAACUGGUUCACCUCCAUACAAUAGAACCACAAGCACCACCAGCCGAGCAGGUUCUGGAACGAAUAAUUUCGAUACAAGCAUGGUGAUCAUUCUUGCAGCUUUACUAUGUGCAUUAAUCUGCACACUAGGUUUGAACUCAAUAAUACGUUGUGCAUUACGUUGCAGCCGCCGAUUCAGGGUAAGCACACAUAAUAACGAGAACAUUGUUUCACGUCUUCCAGAUAUUGGGCUUAAAAGGCAAGUAUUGUGUCAGAUUCCGGUAACAAUAUAUGGAGGCAAUAAAAAUGUUUUUGUCGCACCAACUGAUUGUCCAAUUUGUUUGGGAGAGUUUAUAGAAGGUGAGAAGUGUAGGAUAUUACCAAAAUGUAAUCAUGGGUUUCACGUGAACUGUAUAGAUACAUGGCUUUUAUCACAUUCUUCUUGCCCAAUUUGCCGGUAUUCCUUGCUCGAGUUGCCGACAGCUCAGCCCCUAUCUGAGGGUUCAGGAAAUACGCCGCUUGCAGACAGAGGAGUGACUGUAAUUAUUGAUGAUGUGAGUUGACGAUUCGAUACGGAAUCGAGUUGUAGAUUACACUUGAAUAGCAAAAUGAAUACCGCAAUCGCUGAAAGACAUAUAUGCGUGCAAUGAAAACGUCUUCUUUUCGUGUAAUGAAGAACGUCCAAUUGUCCACAUUCUUUCGAUGAGCUAUUUGGACCACCUCGACACACAAUUAUCGGACAAACGAAUUGUCAAGAUCUUACGGGGACCCUUCAAAGAAUCAAAUUACUAGAAGAAUAAGCUAUAUAUUCCUUUCUGAUAGAAUAAUCUAUUUUUCUUUAGAAAACAUCAGUCAUAAUUUCAGAUUUGUUGUAAAAUAAUAAUCCUUAUUGAUAAGAAUCUCUACUUUAAUUUCUUGGGAGAAUUUGAGAAAAUGGAAUUCAUGCUCUUUGUUUUUCUUUCUUUCA
This is a messenger RNA of Papaver somniferum (opium poppy), 1057 nucleotides long. Its product is annotated as RING-H2 finger protein ATL74-like. Gene Ontology annotation, biological process: protein ubiquitination. The coding region runs from base 69 to 653 and encodes 194 amino acids. Gene Ontology annotation, molecular function: transferase activity. NCBI's taxonomy places the organism in Eukaryota, Viridiplantae, Streptophyta, Magnoliopsida, Ranunculales, Papaveraceae. The record is from RefSeq and is a predicted model, not a curated record. The transcript has a single exon.